Plasmodium relictum is the source of this 1830-nucleotide messenger RNA. Its product is annotated as aspartate--tRNA ligase, putative. Bases 1 to 1830 code for a protein of 609 amino acids. Gene Ontology annotation, cellular component: cytosol; aminoacyl-tRNA synthetase multienzyme complex; cytoplasm. The transcript has a single exon. Gene Ontology annotation, molecular function: aspartate-tRNA ligase activity; ATP binding; RNA binding. The record is from RefSeq and is a predicted model, not a curated record. Gene Ontology annotation, biological process: aspartyl-tRNA aminoacylation. NCBI's taxonomy places the organism in Eukaryota, Apicomplexa, Aconoidasida, Haemosporida, Plasmodiidae.
AUGCAAAGUUCUUACUAUAUAUUGAAUAAAUUACUUAAUUUAAAAUAUAUAUCAUCAAAAAAAUACAAAGUAAAACAUUUUUUUUUCAUAAAUUAUCAAAAAAUAUAUUUUUUAACGAAAAAAAUGGAGGAUAUACCUACUGUUAAUAUUACUGAUGUAAGUGAUAAGAAAAAAGAAAAAAAAUUAAAAAAGUUAGCAGAAAAAGAGAAAAAACUGGCUAAGAAAGCCGAAAGAGAAAAUUUAAAAAAUGAAGCAACGAAAAUACUAGAAUAUGUUUGUGAGGAUAUAAAUAAAGAUAAUUAUGGAUACCUUAGUGUAUCAAAUAUCAAAGAAAAAGAUAUUAAAUUAUAUAAUUUAGAGGCAAUAUAUAAUUUGUUGUUAAAUGAAAGUAACAAGGAAAUUAAAAGAGAAGAUAAUAAUAUAACUUCUACUUCAAAUGAAGAUAAAGAAAAAAGAAAUGAAUUAGAAUAUAUUUUACAAAAUAAUAUAUGGAUAAGAGGAAGAAUACAUGAUAUCAGAGGAAAGGGUUCUUUAUCUUUUAUAAUUUUAAGACAUAAGAUUUACUCACUUCAAUGUAUUCUAGAUAUAAAAAAUAAUAACAAUGAUAAGAACAUGAUAAAGUGGGUUAACAAUUUAUCUUUGGAAUCAAUAGUCGAUAUAUAUGGUAAGUUAAUUAAACCGGAUAUACCAAUUGAUAGCACAAGUAUUAAAUAUGAAAUACAUAUAGAUAAAAUUUUCUGUAUAAGUAGAACAGUUAAAGAAUUACCUUUUUUAUUAAAAGAUGCCAAUAUGAAAGAAACGUGUGAAGAAUCAACAAUAAAAGUUAAUCAAGAUAAUAGACUUAAUAACCGAUGUUUUGAUUUGCGUACUUAUGCAAACUUUAGUAUUUUUUUUCUUCAAUCACAAAUAUGUCAAAUAUUUAGAAACUUUUUAGUUCAGAACAAUUUUAUAGAAAUACACACUCCAAAAUUAUUAGGAGAAAGUAGUGAAGGAGGAGCAAAUGCAUUUCAAAUAAAUUAUUUUAAUCAAAAUGGAUACUUGGCUCAAUCUCCUCAACUGUUUAAGCAAAUGUGUAUUAACUCAGGAUUUGAUAGAGUAUUUGAAAUAGGUCCAGUUUUCAGAGCUGAAAAUAGUAAUACUUAUAGACAUUUGUGUGAAUAUAUAUCAUUAGAUGUUGAAAUGACAUAUAAAUAUGAUUAUAUGGAAAAUGUAUAUUUUUAUGAUUCUAUGUUUAAACAUAUAUUUAAAGAACUAACUACUUUAGAAAAAAAUGAUAUGUUUAUUAAAUCCAUAAAGAAUCAAUAUCCUUCUGAGGAUUUUAAAUGGUUAGAUGUAACACCAAUAUUUACAUAUGAAGAAGCAAUAAGGUUAUUAAUAAAACACAACAAAUUAAAUUUAAAAGAAGAAGAAAUUUUAACUUAUGACUUAACCACUGAUAUGGAAAAGGAGUUAGGAAAAAUUAUUAAUGAUUCUCAUAAUACUCAUUAUUAUAUAAUUAUCAAUUUUCCCUCUUCAUUAAGGCCAUUUUAUACUAUGUACGAUGAGAAUAAUCCUCAAAUUUCAAAUUCGUAUGAUUUUUUUAUGAGAGGUGAAGAAGUUUUAUCUGGGUCUCAGAGAAUUAGCGAUGUGAAGUUAUUAUUAAAUAAUGUAAAAUCAUUCAAUCUAGAUCCUCAAAAACUAAAUUUCUAUAUUGAAUCCUUUUCUUAUUCUUCAUAUCCUCACUCUGGAUGUGGUAUAGGUUUAGAAAGAGUUCUCAUGCUUUUUCUAGGAUUAAAUAACAUUAGAAAAACUUCAUUAUUUCCAAGAGAUCCAAAAAGGUUAAUACCAUGA